GUUGGCCAGCCUGCACAUUUGACAGCUCGCCAGUUUAUGUUUACGACACGUCAGGUCGGUGAAAAUUUGAGGCUUUAACUUUUUAUUUUGAACUAAGUUAAAAAAUGAAUUAGUGAUUUGUUACAACGAUCUAAUUAAUUGCACGUUACACUUAAUUUGAAAGCAAUGGGAGUUUUAUUUAGUUAUUUUAAAAGCCUUUUGGGGGCUCGAGAGAUGCGGAUCUUGAUUCUGGGCUUGGACGGAGCCGGUAAAACUACCAUUUUGUAUAGAUUACAAGUAGGUGAAGUAGUUACGACUAUUCCAACCAUUGGGUUCAACGUUGAACAAGUACAAUACAAAAAUCUUAAUUUCCAAGUCUGGGAUUUGGGCGGUCAGACGAGUAUAAGGCCGUAUUGGAGGUGUUAUUAUAGUAAUACAGAUGCAAUUAUUUAUGUGGUGGAUUCGGCCGAUAAAGAACGAAUGGGAAUUUCCAAAGAUGAGCUGUUUCACAUGCUUAGGGAGGAGGAAUUAGGAGAUGCAAUUUUGGUCGUCUUGGCCAACAAACAAGACAUUCCAGGUUGCAUGUCGUUAAAAGAAGUUCACCAAGCGCUCGGCCUCGAAGCACUAAAAAAUAGAACGUUUCAAAUAUUCAAAACAUCAGCUACGAAAGGUGAGGGCUUGGAUAUGGCGAUGGAAUGGCUGGCAAAUGCGUUAAAAAAUAAAAAAUAACAGUAAAUUAUCACACUAUAUUUCUAGUCUUUAAUAAUACGUUUUUAAGUUAUAAUUUUGCUGUUUCUCUAAAUUUUAUUCACGGCUGGUUUUGUCAGUUUGAUUCAUUCCAAUGUUCAUGUUACGUUACGCAAAGUAUUUAAUAUUUCAUACAUUUGUAUCAUAGAACUUAAUAAAUAUGGAUGUCAUUCAAAAACUGA
Molecule: messenger RNA, 908 nt
Organism: Tribolium castaneum (red flour beetle)
Lineage: Eukaryota; Metazoa; Arthropoda; Insecta; Coleoptera; Tenebrionidae
Gene: Arl1
Product: ADP ribosylation factor-like 1
Exons: 4
Coding region: 166-708 (180 amino acids)
Biological process (GO): intracellular protein transport; vesicle-mediated transport
Cellular component (GO): cytoplasm; Golgi apparatus
Molecular function (GO): GTPase activity; GTP binding
Source: RefSeq, a predicted model, not a curated record